AUGCCUUUCUCUUUGUCUGCUGGUUCCAAUUUCCCGGAACGCCUCCGCCCCAAUCGCCCCCCUACCGGAUCGGAUACCCCCGUGGUUAGUGACGGACCCGACCCAGUUGAGCAAACUUGGAUGCGGCUUUUGCCCAUCUGUUUGUUCUUCUGCGGCGUCUGGGUUCUUGCGGCGCUGUGGGCGGUGUUCGUCGGCUCUGUGAAGAAGACGAGGUUGUUGGGGGCUGCAAUCUCGUCUCGGAUCAGACUGAUGGAUGCCAACCCUGCAGCAGCAGGCGGGAUUGACGAGCUGCGUCUGCGGCUCAGAUAUCUCGUCGCCGUUGGUCUCAUCACGUCUGCCUUUUGCGCCAUCGCCGUGGCAAGAGUGCUGCCAGAGGAACGUAGCGUGAUAUCUUAUCACGUUGUCAUGAGCCUGGGGCGAGUUUUCCUCUUUGUCAUGCUCGGCAUCUUUGCAGGUGUCCUUGGUGUAGGUGCCACCACGGUCACGCUGAUAAUUGCAAGAGGGGGCGCGUAUCGGGUUGCCGUUCUGGUAUUCCUGACAAUCGCAGUUCUAGUCAUGUCUAUCGUGACGCUGUCGGCUCUCGACGUCUCCCGAGACUCGACUGUCGGCAGUACAAGGCACGAUGGCGAUCUUGAACGUCAGGACAGCAGUCCAUUGCACAGUACGUGA
Messenger RNA from Trichoderma breve, 669 nucleotides. RefSeq lists its product as uncharacterized. The record is from RefSeq and is a predicted model, not a curated record. NCBI's taxonomy places the organism in Eukaryota, Fungi, Ascomycota, Sordariomycetes, Hypocreales, Hypocreaceae. The transcript has 2 exons. Bases 1 to 669 code for a protein of 222 amino acids.